Molecule: messenger RNA, 1045 nt
Organism: Trichogramma pretiosum
Lineage: Eukaryota; Metazoa; Arthropoda; Insecta; Hymenoptera; Trichogrammatidae
Product: cytochrome b-like
Exons: 1
Biological process (GO): mitochondrial electron transport, ubiquinol to cytochrome c
Cellular component (GO): membrane
Molecular function (GO): electron transfer activity
Source: RefSeq, a predicted model, not a curated record
AUGAAAAAAUCAAUUAUAAAAACAGAUUUUAAUUUAUCUAUUAUUAAUAAUUCAUUAAUUAAAUUACCAACUCCUUUAAAUAUUUCAAUUUGAUGAAAUUUUGGAUCACUUUUAGGAUUAUGUUUAAUAACACAAAUUAUUUCAGGAUUUUUUUUAUCUAUACAUUAUAAUCCAAGAAUCGAAAUAGCUUUUAAUAGAGUUAUUCACAUUGUUCAAGAUGUAAAUUACGGAUGACUUAUACGUUUAAUUCAUAUAAAUGGAGCAUCAAUAUUUUUUAUUUGUAUAUUUAUCCAUAUUGGCCGAGGAUUAUACUACAAUUCUUUUAUUUUAAAAAAAACUUGAUUAAUUGGAGUAAUAAUUCUUUUAAUUACUAUGGGAACAGCAUUUAUAGGAUAUGUAUUACCAUGAGGUCAAAUAUCUUUUUGGGGAGCUACAGUAAUUACAAAUUUAGUUUCAGCUAUUCCUUAUAUUGGUGAUUCAAUUGUAAAAUGAUUAUGAGGAGGAUUUUCAGUAAAUAAUGCUACACUUAACCGAUUUUAUUCAAUUCACUUUAUUUUACCUUUUGUAAUUUUAUUUAUAGUAAUUAUACAUCUAGUAUUUUUACAUGAAACUGGAUCUACAAAUCCAUCUGGAUUAAGAAGAAAUUAUUUUAAAAUUCCUUUUAAUCCAUAUUAUUCUAUUAAAGAUAUUUUAGGAUUUAUUAUUAUACUAAUAAUAUUAAUUUUAAUCUGUACUUUAGACCCUUAUAUUUUAGGAGAUCCAGAAAAUUUUAAUAAAGCCAAUCCUAUAAUUACUCCAAUUCACAUUCAACCAGAAUGAUAUUUUUUAUUUGCAUAUGCAAUUUUACGAUGUAUUCCUAAUAAGUUAGGAGGAGUUAUCGCAUUAUUGAUAUCAAUUUUAAUUUUAAUAACUUUACCUUUUACAUUUUCAAGAAAAAUAAAAGGAUCUCAAUUUUAUUGAAUUAAUAAAUUUUUAUUUUGAAUUUUUUUAUUUAAUUUUUAUUUAUUAACUUGAGCUGGAGCUAAGCCAAUUGAAUAUCCAUUUG